This is a messenger RNA of Coccidioides immitis RS, 4148 nucleotides long. Its product is annotated as oxysterol-binding protein. Gene Ontology annotation, molecular function: sterol binding; protein binding. The transcript is spliced from 5 exons. Gene Ontology annotation, biological process: piecemeal microautophagy of the nucleus; exocytosis; endocytosis. Gene Ontology annotation, cellular component: membrane; nuclear envelope; cytosol. Bases 210 to 3938 code for a protein of 1242 amino acids. NCBI's taxonomy places the organism in Eukaryota, Fungi, Ascomycota, Eurotiomycetes, Onygenales, Onygenaceae. The record is from RefSeq and is a predicted model, not a curated record.
GAAUCAAUCCAUUUAUCCCUUCUGUGCUUUUGAUUUUGCAAGGAUACCACCUCUUUGGGGAUAUUUCAAUCCUCGACUUUACCCGUUUACCCGUUUAUCCGACCGUUGUGGCCGCCCUCCGCCUUUAUGACCUUUGCUUGCCUUCGCAGAAGUUGUGUCUGAACCGCAAAUACGGGAUCCGAGGGUGAAUCCCUGUGGAAACGGCGAAGAUGGGAGACAAACAUGAAGGGCACAAGCGCUCAAAGAGUGCGCUGGCUCUCUCCAUUCUCCAUCGCGAUAAGUCAAAGAGUGACGAUGGUAACGAUGAUAAGCACUCAAAUCUAGACCCCGGUUCACCGAUAUCGACCUCCCCCUCCCCUGUUCACGAGUCCCGCCAUUCGUACUCUGCGUCAAUGAGUUACCUACGGCCAUCAAGGCGAAAAGCAGAGGCGGAGGCCACGAGCAGCCAGAGCAGCAAUAAAUUGCCGUGCGAGAGCCCCGAGAAUCCUACAGAUUUAAGAGACAGGUUGGAUAUGAACACAGCUUCCACAUCAAAUGUCCCAGCGGGUGGUGCUCUGUCGAUAGAGCAAUCCGUACGGACCUUUCGGUUGUUUGAGAUCCUACGCGAUGGAGACACAACAGCCAUAUCGAAGGCAAUCAAGGAGUGUCGAGAUUCUGAAACACAAAACACCAUAGCGCUAGGAACAAGCAUCCUUCACCUAGCAAUCCAAUGUGCAGAGCCUCAAGUCGUUGAAUAUGUACUUUCGAAUGGUGACGUUGAUGUGAAUGCUAGGGAUCGUGAUGGAAACACCCCUCUUCACUUGGCAGCGCAGUUGGGACGACUAUCAAUUGUGAAAGAAUUGCUGGAUCGUCCAGAUAUCAAUGACGGUAUCGCAAACUUCCAUGGCCAGACUCCUCUUGACCUCGCCCGGACGCCCGAAAUUUUCCAGCAGCUCCAGCUUUCCCGAUCGCUAUUUAUAGAAGCGAAGACUCGAGAGAUCCAGUGCCUAGUGGCACAGGGUGAUUACGAGGGAUUGGAAAAUUUGCUGGUCGACCCACGAGUUCAAGGAACGGUCGAUGUGAAUAGCUUGGACCUUGUGACAGAUCGCACGACAGCCUUGACCGGUGGAACCUUGCUGCAUGAAGCGACAAGGAAGAAGGAUUCAAGGCUAAUCCAGAUCCUGCUGAUGAAUGGCGCCGAUCCUUUUCGCCGUGAUAGAAAGGGAAAGCUUCCACAGGAUGUCACAAAGGAUGAUCGUACAAAAGCCAUCGUGAAGAGGUCACCAGCUGCCGUUAUCGCUCAGCAGGGAAUCCAGGAAAGGUCCAUUCUGGGAAGUAGUUCUGGGCAUGGUGGUGAUGUGAGCAUUGGAGGGAAAGACGCCCGUGAAAUGAAAGGGUACCUCAAAAAGUGGACAAAUUAUACCGGAGGUUACAAAUUAAGAUGGUUUGUGUUGGAGGAUGGGGUUAUGAGCUACUACAAACAUCAGGAUGACGCUGGCUCUGCAUGUCGUGGCGCGAUCAAUAUGCGUAUUGCAAAGCUUAAUAUGGAUCCCCAGGACAAGACCCGAUUUGAGAUUCAAGGAAAAUCCUCUGUCAAGUAUCACCUGAAGGCGAAUCACGUUGUGGAAGCCAAGAGGUGGUUUUGGGCAUUGAAUAAUGCCAUUCAGUGGGCAAAGGAUGAAGCGAAGGAAGACGACCGGCGACGGACGAGAGAUGCUGAGGUUCUACGACAGGCAAGGAUGGACCAAUUUGGACAGGUACAGGAUAAUCAAACCGACACGGGAAGUUUCACCAGUGGCAAGGGCAACGGGAAAACACUCGCCCCUCCGUCCUUGGGCCUCACACCUAGCGGAUCGAAACUAAGUCUCCAGCCUUCCAGAGGCGCCUCAGAAAGCGGCGUCGGGGAUGAAGAAGGGUCGGUCUCCAUUGCCCUUGAUCCCACGUACUCGCAGCCUACUAUCGACCGUAUUAUCAGUCAAGCCACUAUACCCGCUGAAGGCGAUGUGGAUGAUGACGACUAUGGUGAUUACGAUAGCAGUCGGGAAGUCAAACCAUCGAACAAGGACGCGUUCAACAUUACAGCACAGUCUGUGAAACUGCAACUAGAUCUCUUGGGAACUGUCUCAGCUGCGUUACAGGCCGAAAAGGAGAAAAGUCCUAAUACGACAAUUUCAGAUCCGUCUAUAACCCAAGCCUUAACUACCUAUGAAGGAGCAGUUAGCAAUUUGAACUCCCUUGUACUUGAUCUACUUAAGAUCUCACGAGAUCGCGAUGCUUACUGGCAAUAUCGCCUGGAGAGAGAAGCCGAUGCGCGGAAAAUGUGGGAAGAUAGCAUGGCUCGUAUAGCGCAAGAGCACGAGGAGCUUCAGAAUAGAAUGGGAGAGUCAGAAGACAAACGCAAACGAACAAAGAAGGCUUUAAAAGAGGCCUUAGAAAGCGCAUCUACAGUCCCCAGCUCAGGUCCUUCACACGUCCAGAUAUCAGACGUGGUCGAGGUUGUUAAGGAACUGGCUUUGGACAAAGAAUCAAUUCAGUCUAAGCCAAGUGGUCAUGAACUGGUGCGUAGGAGGUCGAUCUUGGAUGAAAUAAGUGCUCUGUCAGAGAGUGAGGAGGAAGAGGAAGAGUUCUUCGACGCAAUUGAUGCUGGCGAGGUUGAAGUUGUUAUUCCUCCAAAGCCGGAAGAGGUACCGCCUGCCGAUUCUGAUGUUCGAGCUCUAAAACAAUUAGAGAUUGAGCCGUCAUACAAGGGAUAUGAGGACCCAAUACGCAAACGUCUAAAAAUGGACGAUGACAAUCGACCAAAAAUUUCGCUCUGGGGCAUUCUUAAAUCGAUGAUUGGAAAGGACAUGACCAAAAUGACGCUCCCUGUUUCAUUCAAUGAGCCCACCUCGUUACUUCAGCGUGUGGCAGAAGACAUGGAAUACACCGAUCUCCUCGAUGUCGCCGCCGAUCGGGCCAAUUCUUUAGAGCGUAUGAUUUACGUUGCCGCAUUUGCGGCCAGUGAGUAUGCUUCGACAAUUGGACGUGUUGCUAAGCCAUUCAACCCACUUCUUGGGGAAACCUAUGAGUACGUACGGCCAGACAAAGGUUUCCGCUUCUUCAUCGAACAAGUCAGUCAUCAUCCACCGAUUGGUGCCGCCUACGCAGAGUCGGCCAAAUGGGAUUAUUACGGCGAAUCAGCUGUAAAGUCAAAGUUUUACGGUAAAUCUUUUGAUAUCAAUCCGUUGGGUACUUGGUUUUUGAAACUGCGCCCGGUUACUGGUGGCGAAGAGCUUUACACUUGGAAAAAAGUCACUUCCUCGGUAAUUGGCAUUAUUACUGGGAGCCCGACCGUGGACAACUAUGGUCCGAUGACGAUCAAGAACUGGACAACCGGUGAGGUUUGCAACCUGGACUUCAAGCCACGUGGCUGGACGGCAUCAUCCGCCUACCAGGUUACCGGCAAAGUUUUAGAUCGGGAUGGUGUUCCAAAAUGGAGUAUUGGCGGGCGUUGGAACGACAAAAUUUAUGCACGACACACACCAGGAUAUCACGAACCAGUGUCAGCACCGCAAAACGACGCAUCGGCCAAUCCGGAUUCAGCGCAAGCCUUCUUAGUUUGGCAAGCGAAUCCACGGCCGACUGGGAUUCCGUUUAACCUCACACCUUUCGUUGUCACUCUUAACGCGAUACCAGAGAGCUUAAGACCAUUUUUACCUCCUACAGAUACCCGUCUACGGCCAGAUCAACGUGCCAUGGAAGACGGCGAAUAUGACUUUGCAGCCACAGAAAAACACCGUGUCGAAGAGAAACAAAGAGCUAAGCGCAGAAAACGUGAGGCCAAGGGCGAGGAAUUCGUCCCCAAAUGGUUCAGCAAGGGCAGAUGUGGCGUCACUGGGGAAGAAUACUGGGUUUAUGGCGGAAAAUACUGGAAAUGUAGAGAUACGGGUGAUUGGAGCUUGUGUGAAGAUAUUUUUUAAGAAACACUGUCCAGAGGGAUUUAUUGUUGCCCUACGGAAUGGGUUUCUGCGAGAUUGCAUUCUGUGGUAGUCAUAGCAUGGGCACCGUUUUCGUGAAGCCAUUUUGUGAACCGCAAUUGGCGAACUUGAGUGACAGAUACAUGGCCCAUUCGGCUAAUAUAACAUAGCACGUAUAUAGGUCAAUACCCAUCUCAUCGUUGUGGACUUGAA